Molecule: messenger RNA, 927 nt
Organism: Phytomonas sp. Hart1
Lineage: Eukaryota; Euglenozoa; Kinetoplastea; Trypanosomatida; Trypanosomatidae
Source: the annotation of a GenBank genome assembly
GAGUAAAAUUCUCAGAUAUUUCUUUGUGGAGUUUCAUUAAUGCAGCGUAGUUCGUUUUUUGGCAUAUUUCUAGGUGUUCUACUCGUACUCCUCUUUUGUGUAACAGAAGGAAGGUGUAUUGAGGCAUCCAACAUGAAUCUAAAAAGAGCAUAUCAACCUUCUUGGGAAUUAAUUGGCGGAGGAUUUCAUAUGCAAUUGGCUUUGAACUUCCCUAUAUGGGCUGAAACAGUCCGUGUAUCCAUAACAAUGGAUAAUACGUUUUUCUUUGAUACUGAAGAGAUCCGUCAUCAUUACAUUGUCACAGGUGAAAACGUGCUGGAUGGGGCAAAAGCAAAUCAGAGAAAAGAACCCAUCGAUCUGGCUCACGACUAUACUCCCAUGAGAGUUGAGUUGAAAGAGGAAUUCGACAUCGAGGCACCGUCAUUUAAUUUGCCAUAUCAAACUGCUACUGUAUCACUUAAUUUGGAGCGCUUGGCGACUGAGGAAAGCACGCCUUCGAACUUCCUUGAAGAAGGAAAACUAAUUCUUCCAAUUCAUGCUCGCUACCCGUAUGUGAUUCGCUCUUCAGAUGUUCGCGAUAAGGAUUUUUCCAUAAAUGUGUUAUUUCAUGGCAGAGAGGAUGCCUUUCAAAAAACUUGUCUUCACGAUCUAAAGGUAUCUUGGACCUCAAAUAAAUUUGGUGAUGGAGAAAGCUCCAACAAAAGGCCUCUUUGCCAUCGCAUCCCUACCACGGUAUUAGAAGAUCUUCCAAUUGUAUAUUACUCCCUUAUUAUUCUUCUAUGGCUUGGAGCGUCUCAAGUGUUUGCUUGUCUGUAUAUUCGAUGCUAACUUGCAAGAAUCAUUUAGGAAUACAUAUAUAAAAUAAUAUUAGAUAAUAGCGCUCCCUUUUUAUAACGAAAAAGUGAAAUUAUUGGUCAAAAGGCAAGA